Metarhizium robertsii ARSEF 23 is the source of this 651-nucleotide messenger RNA. RefSeq names its product glycosyltransferase family 32 protein. The transcript has a single exon. The record is from RefSeq and is a predicted model, not a curated record. Gene Ontology annotation, biological process: mannosyl-inositol phosphorylceramide biosynthetic process. NCBI's taxonomy places the organism in Eukaryota, Fungi, Ascomycota, Sordariomycetes, Hypocreales, Clavicipitaceae. Gene Ontology annotation, molecular function: mannosyltransferase activity. The coding region runs from base 1 to 651 and encodes 216 amino acids.
AUGUUGCCUCAAAGCGUGUACGCCGACCUCGACACCGAGUGUUUACGCCCGACAGAAGACCUGCAACGGGUGCAUGGAUCGCUGUUUAAUCAACAGGAUGGCAUUCCUGUGCCGGCCACGGCAAUCUUUGGCCGAAUGGGCAACGACCCUGACUUUGAGCAUUCGAUUCCAAAUGCCUGGAUGGCUUCGACGCCCGGCCAUCGGUUCUUUCUGGCCGCGCUACAGGACUUCAUGGACCUGUAUAACCAGACGACGCGAGAGGGCCCAGAGUUCCCUGAUCCAGAGAGCGUGACUGGCCCGGUCGCGUUGCGAGAUUCCCUGGCCCGGUACGAGAGCAACAGGGUGCUGCAUGGGCCUGGCAUCAGCGACGCCGUCGCCGGCCUCGCUCGCGGCGGGCCUUUUCCGCACACGCCUGCCGAGGAACCACGGGUGCUUUUGCUGCCGAGCCAUGCGCUGUACGCGUACAGUUGGGGCGGGGACGGAGAGGACGUGCGUGACAUGUGCUGGGUGGUCAACGAUGGUUUCGACGCUGGGCGCUGCAAAGAGCGGCUGGACACUCGUGGCAGAGGAAGCAUAUCCAUCACCUAUUGGAGCCACACGCAUUCUCCAACCGGCCACGAUGAGGAGAACAUGAAGCACAUUACCGAGUGA